AUGCCGUUGCGAAAGGCUCCCGUCGAACAGUUCCCCCCGGAUCUGGAGAUUGUGGGCGACAAGCUCACCAUCCAUCCUAGUGGUUUCACCGGGGGACCAGGAUCUCAAAAUGAUCAGAUCACCGAGCGCAAUCUUGUCCAUCAUAUGGCGCGUUUUCGUGCGAACCCGUUUGACUUCCUUCGCGAGGUCAGUUUGUAUAUGUCCGGGACUGGGUGGCGCGCCUACGACAAUGUAAUUGGGCAGCCAAUAUACUAUAACGGUUUCUCGGAGAGGAUGAAGUCACACAUUUUUGCGAGUCCCUUGUUGCAGGGGAAAAUUAAGGAAUUGGCCGAGCUGCGGCUGUCGGUCGAAGAAAAGGAAGGACUAUUAGAGAUCAGACAGGGGCCUUUAGACAAGCGGCGAACGCAACGUCGGAAUGAACUCGAGACCAGUCUCAAAGAGGUGGUGGACUCGAUACUAGACAACAUGAUCUGCAAGAUGGAAAGCAAGCGGUUUAUUCGCGGCGCGUAUUAUCUCUCUACACAGCUUCUUACUCGUGCCUAUCACCAAGGUAUCCAUGUCUCUAGUGAGGAAGUCCUACGUUUAAGAUCGGUCGCUGAGGAGGCGUCCCAGAAGAAGCAAUCCAUUGUCUUCCUGCCAUGCCACAAGUCCCAUGUGGACUAUGUUUCUCUUCAGCUUAUUUGUUAUCGCUUGGGAAUUGGGCUUCCGGUGGUUGUUGCGGGCGACAACCUCAACAUCCCCCUGUUGGGACCGUUCCUCCAACAUGCAGGGGCCAUGUGGAUCCGCAGAAGCUUCGGAAAUGAUCCGUUAUAUAAUACAGUUGUGCAAGCGUAUAUCGACACCUUGCUGCAGCAAGGUUUCAACUUCGAAUGUUUCAUCGAGGGAGGAAGAUCCCGCACCGGGAAGCUUUUGUCCCCAAAGUUUGGCAUUCUCAGCUUCAUUCUGGACAGCGUGUUAUCGGGCCGUGUCGAUGACACGAUUAUAUGCCCCGUUAGCACACAGUAUGACAAGGUCAUUGAGACUGAGUACGUCACCCACCGAGGGCCAUCGCCUACCAGCAUAUCGCUAACACUGCGAAGGUCCUAUAUCAGUGAGCUACUUGGUCAGCCCAAGCGCAAAGAGAACCUAGCAGAUUUUCUUUCCUCAUCUUCCGUGUUGUCUCUAAAACUAGGGCGGGUUGAUGUUCGGUUCCACAAACCAUGGAGUCUGAAGGAAUUCAUCGCUCAGCAGCUGACCCGGUUACCCAAUCAGUUCGAUCUCAAUAAUGGAACACAACUUAACCAAGCAGAAAGGGGCCGGAUUCUACGGACAAUGGGUUACAGGGUGCUCUCCGACAUCAACAACGUGUCCGUCAUGAUGCCCACCGCUCUAGUAGGCACAGUGUUGUUGACGCUUCGUGGACGAGGAGUUGGCAAAGGAGAGCUGGUCCGACGAGUUGACUGGCUCUGCGAACGCGUGCGUGCCAAAGGAGGCAGGGUAGCGCAUUUCUACAGACACCCAACCGAUGUGGUCGUUGACCGCGCAAUCGAGGUCUUAGGACACAAUAUUGUAGGCGAGAUAGCCGGUCUGGUCGAGCCGACAUAUUACGCUGUAGAUCGCUUCCAGCUGUCCUUUUACCGCAACAUGACGAUACAUUUGUUCAUCACCGAGGCGUUAGUAUCCGCAGCCAUGUACACUCGGAUCAAGCAGGGGGGUGGUCCUUCAUUCCAACGGAUGUCCUACUCGGAUCUGCUGAAUCAACUUUUCCGUGGCGAGUUUAUCUUCCCUCCUGAGGGGUUGACCACCAACUUAGAGCGAACCCUCCAGGGGCUGGAGAAAGAUGGUGUGAUCACGGUGACCCGGGAAUCCUCUGGUGUCCCGACUUUCGUGGAGCUUAGUGAAUCCGAACGCAUAUGUGGGCGCGAGAACUACGAUUUCUACUGUUUCCUGGUCUGGCCGUUCAUCGAAGCCUCAUGGCUUGGCACGGUGUCUCUCCUCGGACUUACUCCACCCCUCCAUGGACCGAAGGACGUCUGGAUUGACCUGAAAAAGGCCCAAGACAGUGCACAACUCUUGGGCAAAACCCUAUACCAUCAAGGGGAUCUAUCGUACUUCGAAGCCGUCAACAAAGAGACGCUGAAGAAUUCAUAUCAACGGUUCGCAGAGGAAGGUAUUAUCCUUGUGGUCAAGGGCAAAGAACCCCGGGCCUCGCCCGUGAUGCGAAUCGCACCCGAAUGGACGCCGGAGCGAGACCCCGCAAGCGGCAAGCUGUUGGCUCGAGGACGUCUUUGGGACUUUACCGAACUCAUCGCCCAGUCCCGACGUGAAGGAAAAAACCGUCGCGACGGAGCCACCGUGUCCUCGCGCGUUCUGACCAUGUCCGACGCCGUUGGGCGUAUCUUGUUUCAGAGCGCGGCGAGCCCUAAUCCCGAGGACAGCGUGGAUGUAUCGCCACGACAGACGCGCAGAAAGGAUCUCACGACGCCUUCCAAACUAUAG
This is a messenger RNA of Aspergillus tanneri, 2478 nucleotides long. RefSeq names its product lysophospholipid acyltransferase family protein. The transcript is spliced from 6 exons. NCBI's taxonomy places the organism in Eukaryota, Fungi, Ascomycota, Eurotiomycetes, Eurotiales, Aspergillaceae. Gene Ontology annotation, cellular component: mitochondrial membrane. Bases 1 to 2478 code for a protein of 825 amino acids. The record is from RefSeq and is a predicted model, not a curated record.